Molecule: messenger RNA, 348 nt
Organism: Mitosporidium daphniae
Lineage: Eukaryota; Fungi; Microsporidia
Exons: 1
Coding region: 1-348 (115 amino acids)
Source: RefSeq, a predicted model, not a curated record
AUGGAUGAUGAUGACGACAACGACGAAAUCAACACCGAUUCGUCUAGUGAGACAGAAUUGUCUGGCUCUCAAGAAAGUUCUGGGAAUGAAGCAGGCGAGGGGUCUCUAAAAUCCAGGCUAAUUGCAAGCAGAGCAGCCUCAAAAAAAAAAGCGCCACCAAAAAAAGUUGUCAAGCCCAAAGUGGCUGCUAGAGGGCGAAAGGCAGUUGAUGUUAAAUCACCCAAGACCACAUCCUUAGUUAAAGAUCUGGAAAUAACGUCCCAGUUUUCACCUUCUAAAUCGGUCCUAUUAUCACCCACAAAAAGGAUAGGUUUAUCCAGGCAGGCUAGGGUAAAGCCGUUACACUGA